Messenger RNA from Paraglomus occultum, 269 nucleotides. Lineage: Eukaryota; Fungi; Glomeromycota; Glomeromycetes; Paraglomerales; Paraglomeraceae. The record is from the annotation of a GenBank genome assembly.
GAGCAUUUGAUCCCUAGGAGACAGUAUCACGUUUCUGGUCCAAACGCACUUUGGCAUUUGGAUGGCAACCAUAAACUGAUUAGAUACAAUAGAUGGGCACAUGGACCAUCACGAACAAGAAGCGAUCGUGGAGUGGAAAAUACAGAAGUAGCAAGACACAUGUUGGAAACACGAGGAGAUGAUCGUGGCAGUCAUAUAUACGGUUCAUCCGAUCAUAGCCAAAGAAUUGAAGGACUCUGGAGAGAUUUAAAUCGUGUUGUCGGAAGAUG